Molecule: messenger RNA, 2352 nt
Organism: Penicillium salamii
Lineage: Eukaryota; Fungi; Ascomycota; Eurotiomycetes; Eurotiales; Aspergillaceae
Source: the annotation of a GenBank genome assembly
AUGGACACGUCCCGCCGGCUGAUCGCCGCUCGCCUAGGAGCGUUCAGAAUCAGCAAGCUUCACCAAAUUACUUUUGAAGGGAGUGAUGUUUCUGGAUCUCAAGAAUUCAAGCAGUCUCAGGUGGAUUUUGUCAUUCACAAAUUCGAGCAAGAAGGAUGCCGUCGACUAGAUCCUAUGACUUGGAUUCCAUGCGAAGUGACAGCGUCCGACCUAUUGGCAGUGCUGGGAAGCAAUUCGAGCGACGAAUCCGUCCAGGAUCUAGAAUUACCAGAUGAGUUCAGAAUCCACUGCUUCCAAGGCCAACAUCGUAUUGCGGCUGCACUUCAAUGGCUAAACCCAAAUGAUCAUUGGUGGGUUUUCGAAUUUUACGAUUCUAUCAAGUUGAAUCAAGACUGUCGGAAGCGGUUGCGUGAAUUUGACCAAAACUCUCAAAGUUUCAGUGAUGGGGAGAUUUUUCGCAACAUUCGGUAUUACCAGAUACGGGGGGAUAUCGAAGCCGCUAGUGAAUGGUUUGCUAGAUGGUCUCCCACAAAAUGCCGUGAAUUCAAUCGAAUCUACUGCCCAAAAACCAGUAAAACAGCAUUCGAGGCUAUAGGAAAAACUCUUGAUUCUCUCCUUCCAUUCAUAUCGCUUUGGAAAUCAUGGUUCAUGGGAACUCAUCUUCCAAGCUUACGAUGCCCUGAGGAGUUAACGGAUUCAUUGGCACAGAUAUAUCAGGCCUGGCAGUUUCUAACAUGUCAAUCUCCCGAGAUAUUAGACUCAACAACGGUUUCUUUACUGGAGGGACGAUGCCCACGUCUAUCGCUCACAGACCGGGAGCAUAUACACGAGGUAUUCCGCAAUGGGAUGGUAUAUCCUGAUAUCACUGAUCCCUAUCUACGUGCACAACUUCAAAAUGCUGCCUUAACCUACACAAGAGUUAUUCCAACACUUCGAACCUUUCUUGAAAAUACCAAAUACCUCAAAGCAAUGACGGAUGUGAUGAAAAGAAUAUUACCUCCGAAAUUCAAGGGUACUAUACGAGAGUCAAUGUUCAAAUAUUAUGUCUCUCCCACUGAUUUACAACACGAAGUUCAGGCUUCGGAAAACGACUUCGCCAAAGAAAGCGGGUCAAAGGAAUAUGGCUUUUGGGCUGCAUACAGACAAGUUUUUCUCUUUGCUAUGCGCCAUUUUUUUGGUCUCGUGAAUGUCCAGCCUCUUGGGCUUGGCUUUCAAAAACAAAAAUUUGAUAGCUCUGAAUUAUGGAGAAGAUUUCAUCUAUGUGCAGCGAAAGUUGGCUUUGUGCUACCUGGUUCAAAAUCCUCGAAGAGCCAUCCGCGAGCUCUUGCCGCGAAUUCAGUCGAACUUAUCGCUAUACAUGAAUUGAUCACGCGCUUAAGGCCCCCGGAAUUAUUCGCAUAUAACGAGGCUAAGCUAGCUGAGUUUAGUACCCAUGUUUCUUCACUGCUGGGUACGAUGAGCGCACGGAAAAUCGACACUUUAUUAGCAGUUCAAACCUGUGAUAAUGUUGAGGAUUGGAAUUUAGAAAAACGAUGUGGUAUGCCGAACGCAGAGACCUUCUUCGCGGAUCAAAAACACUUGUUUUUGAAAAACAUAUAUUCAUUGGAUCAACCUGCUCGCGGUUGUAUGACGUCAUUUGCAGUGAAACGGGAUAUAUUCCAAUCAUUUUUUAUUGACUUCGAUGACGGGGGCCACAUGGAUACAAUAAUGACUCCUGCGCCUCCAAAUCCCGUCACUGGGCCAACAAAUCCUGUACCACAAAGUCCCAUGGCUUUAGAUUCCGUGCUAUCAGGUCUCAUGCCACCAACUACUGCGCCACUGAGCUCUCGUUUUAUGGAGCUUGAUUCAAGACCAAACAGUCCUGCACAGUCUGCAAUAGUGCUAAGCCAGCCACAGCCGUUGCCUCAUCCCAAUCUACGGCUGUUGGGUCAUAACCCGGCUAAUGAAAACGAGUCUCUGACAAUCGACCACCACUCUACGGAACUGUGCCAAAUACAGAUGAAAAUGAGCCCUGAUACCUUUUAUUCAUCCUUACAACCGUAUAUGCGUGACAAUCCGCAUGUGAUAUUUUUCGACACAAAUUCUGGCUCAGCAAUUUUCAUUCGCCAAUACAAAGAAGGUAUAUUGGCAAAUUUGUGUCGCAAUGGUCAGUGGUUUGGAUUUGUUUAUCCGGAUACACUGGUUUUGAAAACAAUCACAGUCAGUGAAGUCAACCAAUAUUGUCACGCAGGUCCAUGUAUCAUAUUUUUUGGAUUGGGUACUUUCGACACGCACCUCAAAUCGGUGGCUGCACAGAGGAUCAUAUUCCCAAGGUUCUCUUCACGCGAGAAUCAAUGGAAGUUUCAUGAUUAG